Molecule: messenger RNA, 1921 nt
Organism: Penaeus vannamei (Pacific white shrimp)
Lineage: Eukaryota; Metazoa; Arthropoda; Malacostraca; Decapoda; Penaeidae
Source: RefSeq, a predicted model, not a curated record
AUGGAAAUAAAAUUAUUCAGUUUGCUUAAGGCUGGAGCUCGUGAGAUCGAGUGUGGGCUGCUUGCAGCCUACAUCAACCUCAAGAAAGCAUUCGAUAGGGUGCAUCAAGAAUCACUCAGGGAGAUCCUGAGAAUGAGAGGAAUUCCAACAAGUGUUAUUGGACUAAUUGCAAGUGUGUAUACUGUAAACAAUAUGAACAAAGAAAAGAUACAAAGUUAUAAUCACAGGAGGUCAGCCAAUAGUGGUUCACCAGGCCCACCUGAACGGCCCCCUACGUUCCAGCGAGACAAUUCUCAGAUGACAACUCUUAAUGAGUUGGGAAAGAAACUGUUGGCAGCAGCAAAGGUGGGCAAUACUAGUCAAGUACGGAGGUUGAUGGCAAUAGGCGCACCGUUUGCAUCAGAUGGGCCCAUUGGCAUGACUCCAUUACAUUUGGCAUCACAGAAUGGCCAUUAUGAAACCUGUGAUCGCCUGUUAGCUGCAGGCAUGAACAAAGAUGCCCGCAACAAGGUAGACAAGACCCCCCUCCACCUUGCUGCCAUGGAAGGCCACAAGGACAUUGUAUCUUUGCUAGUCAGAUCAGGAGCCAAUAUUAAUGCCUGUGAUAUGUUGAAGAUGACUGCUUUACAUUGGGCAUGUGAUAGAGGACACACCUCAAUUGUUGGCUUACUUCUAAAACAUCACGCCAAAACUGAUGUGGCAAACAAAUUUUCCAAGCCUCCUCUCCAUAUAGCAAUAGAAAGAGGACAUCAGCAGAUUGUUCGACUGCUCCAGGAAGGUGUGAAUUACAAAGAAGAGGAGGAGGCAGUUGCAGUGGAAUCAAUUUCACUAAAUGUCACAGAUGACUUGAACUCUAUUCCUGUUGUGUGCAAGACGGAGGAGGUUUGUACAGAGGAAUAUGAAGAAGAACUGGUGGAAGACCAGGCAGAGAAGGAGGAAGAAAGGUUUAGUAUGGAGGGUGAUCUACCUCACUCCAUCCUGGCAGAUGACUCAGAUGAUCAAAACACAUCAGUCCUGGCAACACUGGCAGAAUUAGCAGAGGCUACAUCAAAGGGAUCUGAGGGCUCUGAGGAUGUAGCAAGUGCAGCUGCCUUAGAACUACUGAAAGCCCAAGCUGCUCUGCUUCCAGUAGAUGACUCCUCAACUCUAGUGACGUCAGCAGUAGCACAUGGUCAGACACUACACCUUACAGAAGCUGGAAGACAGGCUUUAAAACUGAUUAAACAGGAAAUGCCUUUACUUCCAACAGCCACAUUAAAGCAAGAUCACCUUAAUACAGAUCAUAAUAAAGCUACAAAAUCCAGUACAACUUCAAACUCCAACUCCCCCAAAAAUCAAAACAAGCAGAACGAGGCUUCAUACUCAUCAUCUACCUUGACAGCACCAUGCCUGCCAGCUCUACUCUCAACUUCAGGUGUAGAAAGCAUAGUAGAAGAGAUUGCAGAUGAAAAUCAAGAAGUCACUCAGGUCAUAACACUGAGUCCUGAGCAGUAUGCUGCUUUGACAGGUGAGACAAAUGGGCCCAUCAUACUGCAAGUGUUGUCCAGUGCAGAGGAAAGAUUGAAUGAAUUGGACACAGGCCAGAAUCCACCUGCGCCAAAACGACAGAAGGUGAUGCAGCUUGUUACAAAAACAGGGCAAGGGUUAGCAUCUCAAAAUAAGGCUGUGGCAAAAGUCUCAGGACAGGUACUGAGUGUGGAUGUGUCAAGAGGAAGUAAUUUGUAGUACUGAGCAUCACUGUACCAUUUACACUGGAAUAAACUCAAGUUUGACAACACUUUAUUGCUAUAUGAUUUGAUAUUUGUACAUUUCAACAGAAAAUGUAGAAGUAGGAACAAGAAGAAAAUAUUGUUGAUAUUUGGUAAUGAUGUUAAUAUUUAUACGAAUCUAUGUUAAUAAACCGAGUUUAACUCAAACUGAG